Meloidogyne enterolobii is the source of this 573-nucleotide messenger RNA. NCBI's taxonomy places the organism in Eukaryota, Metazoa, Nematoda, Chromadorea, Rhabditida, Meloidogynidae. The record is from the annotation of a GenBank genome assembly.
AUGGAAAAGAAGAGAUCGAAAGCAAAUGCUGCUGUGAAAAGUACACGAAAAAGUCAACAACAAAUUACUAUGGAUGCUGUUCAGGCCCUUAAUAUGCUCUCUGCAAAACUUUCUGACAACAAAUAUUUUUGUGGAGACAAGCCGUGUUCAUUAGAUGCUCUUAUUUUUGGAUAUUUGGCUCCUUUAUUGAAAACACCUCUUCCUAAUGACAGAUUACAACUUCAUUUAUCUGCUACCCCAAAUUUAGUUCGUUUUGUUGAGUCAAUUUUAAGUAUUUAUAUGCCGUUAAAUGACAAAAUAUUGAGAGAACAGAAAAUAUCCAAACCAAUUUGGCAAAAACGAAAAGAAAAUGCUCGCCGUUUAAUGGAAGAAGGACGUGUUGAAAAAGAGAUGAGAAGAAAUGAGAAAGAACAAUCACGUCCAGAUUCAACACUUCACAGAACUUUAUUUUUUGGAAUUGCUUGUUUAACUACAACAAUUUUAUUUGCUUUACAUACAGGAAUUAUUGUUGUAGAAAAAGUUCAAAUUAAAGAGAAAAAAGAAGUCGGAGGAAGUGAAGAAAAGGAUAAAUAA